UUGACCUUCCUCACUCUCUGAUCUCUUUCCCUUGCUUGUCGUUCCCUGUUUGGCCACCAGGCGGCCCGUAAGGCCGUGAAUGACGGCAGCAUGUCAGCAUCUGCAGGGGGCGUGGCCGCGGUGGGCCGAGUGCAGCUGAAGCUCAGGAAGACGCUCAAGGGUCACCUGGCCAAAAUCUAUGCCAUGCACUGGUCAGCUGACUCCAGGUCAAUGGUCAGUGCAUCACAGGAUGGUAAGCUGCUAGUCUGGGACACCUUCACAGGGAACAAGUUGGUUGCUGUCCCACUAAAGUCAGCCUGGGUGAUGAGCGUCGCCUUCGCCCCCUCUGGUAACCUGGUGGCCAGCGGUGGUCUGGACAACAUGUGCACAGUCUACAACAUCAAGUCCGCCAGCCCCAAGACCCUCAGGGAGCUGGAUGCACACACAGGUUACCUGUCUUGCGCCCGUUUCCUUAGCGACACCGAGAUCCUGACAGCCUCUGGUGACACCACCUGCUGCCUGUGGGACCUGGAGACUGGCAAGCAGAAGAUUAUCUUCACCAACCACAUUGGAGACUGCAUGACGCUGGCUAUGUCCUCCGACAUGAACACCUUCAUCUCUGGAGCCUGCGACUCUCUGGCCAAGCUGUGGGACCUGAGGGAAGGGACCUGCAAGCAGACCUUCAGCGGACACACCAGCGACAUCAACGCCAUCUCUUUCUUCCCCAGUGGAAACGCCAUCAUCACAGGCUCCGACGACUGCAGCUGCAAGAUGUACGACCUGCGUUCCGACCAGGAGGUGAUCUGUUACCAGGACAGCAGCCUGAACGCCGGCGUCACGUCUUUGACUCUCUCCAACUCAGGCCGCCUUAUCUUUGCCGGUUAUGACGACUUCAACUGCCACAUCUGGGACUCACUGAAGGGAGAAAAAGUUGGUGUGCUGUCUGGCCAUGACAACAGGGUGAGCUGCACUGGUGUCCCCGAAGACGGUAUGGGCGUCUGCACAGGAUCCUGGGACAGCUUCCUCAAACUCUGGAACUGAGGCAUCCCAGCGGAGGAAAACACCAGGAGGAGAGGAGGAGGAGGGGGAGGAGAGAAAGAGGAAGAGGAGGAGGAGAGGAACCGGAGGAAAGGGGGAGUAAAAGGCUGAAGACAGGGAAGGGAAGUGAGGUUGGAGAUGUUUGGUGCAGAUGUUCGAGGACAGGCCUUCCUCUCUUCCUCUCUUCCUCUCCCCCUCUCUUCCUCUUCCCCUCUUACUCAUUCAUGUAUGCAAAAUAUGAGAAGCUGCGAGUGAGUCACAUUGUAUAAAUGGCAUCAGGUGAACAGUGAGUGAUGCAUCCUGCUGUAUGUACAACAGAGUUUUAUUAUGACGAGACGACGAUUUAAACACUGAAAAAAUAAAAGCAUUAAAAAAAAUAGCACCUAAUUCAAAAUGAUUACUGAGCAGAAAAGAAGCUCUUAUUGAGAAUGUCAAUUAAACAAAAAUAGAUUUUUGACAAUAAAAAAAAUAAAGAACACAUGAAUAUUGAAAAUAAGACUAUAGCAUUACAGAUUUAUUUUUAUUGUCUUUGACCUGUAAAAGAGCCCUGGACUUAUUUAGAUGAAAGAUUGAUAUGUACAUUUAUUUCUAUUUUAUAGAUUAACACACUAGUUUAUGUACAGUGACUUUUCUUUUUUUUUUUUCCUUUUUUUUUUUUUUUUUGGGGCUGCACAUAUCCAGAAUAUAUGUGUACGGUAGGGCCGCCAUCUUGGGCUUUGAUCAAAGAUGGCCGCCUGACCGCCACUGUUAUCUGUCUCAGCAUGAAAAAUAAAAAUGCGAUGAUGAAUAAAGGUUUAAAGAUGGAGCCGGGUUGCCAGGCGGAGGUCUGGUCCCCCCCUGUUAAAACACUCUGUAAAGACCUGUAAACUUUGUUUUACUCCCCUGGGUUCAGCUGCAUUUUGUAGGACUUUUACACUUGUGCAGUUCCUCUGUAAAAAGACAAAACGUUUGUUGAAAAUCUUUAUAAUAAACAUAGAAUUAUGCAUUAACACCAUGUCCGAGUCUGUGUGUUUGUGUGAUUUUAAAGUGUUACACUCGUGAUAAGUGACAUUAUUGUGAGUGGACAGUCCUCUAACCUGCCGCUGGAACAGGACGUACAGUACGUGUACAAAAUAAAAGCAGCCUUUUUAAUUUGUUCCUUUAGUUGCAGUGCUCUUGAUCUGGAGGACAAACAGUCUGGAGGGAAGUUUCAUUAACAAGGUCGACAAACAUCGGCUGCAUGAGUCACACCUGCACACGACAACACACAGGGUGAACACGCACAUCGGUGCAAAAUCGGGCAAGAAAACACAGCAAGACCUAAUAUUUCUGUGUUAUCUUCGGUCUGAAAUCUGUUGCAACAUGUUCAGUGGGAAUAAAAGAAGAUACACAACCAAACAAAAACAUGGACUCAUAAAGCACACAUCACCAAAACCUUUUUAUAUAAGUAACACUCUGAUUUGUUGAUUUGUGUCAAACUCUAGCAAUAAUUGGAUAUUUUACAGGGUGAUUCCAGUAUUAUCCGAAUGUUGUGUAUGUUAUAUAGAUUUGACAGAAUAUAAAUAUACAUAUACACCAAACAGCGUCUGUUUUUAUGUUGGGGAAUGAAAUUUAUAGAAACUUUUCUGAGUGGGAGGAGGAAAUCUGUGUCAAAACAUUUUAAUUUAUUUAUUAUAAUGUUAUUUCCUCUGCUGAGUUAAUCAUGUUUACUGAUUACACAGCAUGAAGUGUCACUAUUGUUAAUACCCGCUGUGUAAUGACUCAAAUUAUCACUGCAUCUGCUCAAUAGUCACUAUACUGAAGAGAAAAAUAUUUUCAUCUGGCCAUUAAAUAUUUUUGGUAACACUGACCUUAUAGCUGAUAAAUACAGGGACCUAAAGUGUCAUUGCAUUUUUUAUUCUAUCUAUUCAUCAUCAAUUCAAUGUUUGAUGUUCAUGUUAUAAGGAAAAUGUUUAAUUGCUUUGGUUUUACACAUUGUUAUUGUCCAUAGAAAGACAUAUGUCAUUACAAAGCUGUGUAUUUUACUUUAAUAGGGACAUAACUGACUGCUGUAAGAGCGCCUUCACUGUAAAUCUCAGCAUAUUGGUACAGGCUUAUAAUAAAAUGAAUAAAUAUGGAUUAUAAUUCAUCACAUCCAUUUUCUUUUAGAAACUCGUCAUGUUUUGUGUAAAAUGCUCCAUAGUAUCUCGUUAGUUAGGUAUUAAAUCAUAUAUGGUAAAGUAAGUUGUUGUAAAGUAUUAUUUCAAACUAUGAUUUCCAACAAAAUAUUAUUUCUUCGCGAAACAUGGAGUGGUUAUAUAAAGUAGUAAUAGUAGUAGUAGAGUAUAGACAAUAAAAAAAAAAUGUACAUACUGAUUUGAGGGGAAACGACAUAGAAACAGUAAAACAAACAAAAAAACAAACGUACAGCAUCAGAAUAAAUACAUUUAAUU
Messenger RNA from Seriola aureovittata, 3428 nucleotides. It is a transcript of the gene gnb3b, whose product is annotated as guanine nucleotide binding protein (G protein), beta polypeptide 3b. The coding region runs from base 91 to 1020 and encodes 309 amino acids. Gene Ontology annotation, cellular component: cytoplasm; heterotrimeric G-protein complex. The transcript is spliced from 7 exons. NCBI's taxonomy places the organism in Eukaryota, Metazoa, Chordata, Actinopteri, Carangiformes, Carangidae. Gene Ontology annotation, biological process: G protein-coupled receptor signaling pathway. Gene Ontology annotation, molecular function: protein binding; signaling receptor complex adaptor activity. The record is from RefSeq and is a predicted model, not a curated record.